AUGGAGAUUGAAGACAUAAGACUCAAUUAUGUUUUCAAGAAUAAGACUGAUCUAAAACAUACACUUGCGAAAAUAGCCAUCAAGAAACACUUUCAGUACAGAAUUCAAAAAUCAUGUUCAGAAGCAUUUUGGGCAAAAUGCAUAGAUGAGAAUUGUGGCUGGUAUGUACAUGCAAGAAGCUCAAAAGUAUCAGACUACUUUCGAGUUAUCAAAUACCAUAAACACCACACAGGCUCCUUAAAUCGCAUAAAUUUUGAAAAUAGACAAGCAAGUGCAAAAGUCAUCAGUAGUUACUUCAAAGAGAAUUUUCGUGACCCAGGAUCAACCUAUCGACCAAGGAAAAUAAUAAGAGACAUGAGAGAUGAACAUGGGUUGGCCAACCCAGGAACUAUCACAAGAGUAUGUAAAGAUGAAGAAAACAGGUUUAAAUACAUGUUUAUUGCUUUUGGGGCUUCAUUGGAUGGAUGGAAGCAAUGUAGACCAGUUAUAGUGGUAGAUGGAACAUUUUUAAAGACGAAAUGUGGAGGUACACUGUAUGCAGCUUAUGUUAAAGAUGGAAACAAUCAAAAUUUUCCGCUCGCCUUUGGAAUUGGGGAUUUAGAAAAUGACAAUGCAUGGAUAUGGUUCUUUACAAGACUAAAAGAAGCAAUAGGAGAUCGAGAAAACUUGUGCAUUGUAUCUGACAGGCAUAAAAGCAUCAAAAAUGCAGUUGAACAAGUGUAUCCUGGUGUAUAUCAUGGAGUUUGUCUUUAUCAUUUGAAGCAAAAUCUAAGGACUAAGUUUAGGGGAUUACAUGCGCAUGCCAUAUUUGAAACUGCUUCAAGAGCGUACUCAGCUCAAGAAUAUUAUUCUGCCAUGGCUGAAUUACAGAAAAUUAGCCCUAAAAUGACCACUUAUCUUUUGGAAGCAAAACCAGAAAAAUGGGCUCGGCCAUUCUUUCCAACGAAAAGGUAUAACAUUCUUACAAGUAACAUUGCUGAAUCUAUAAAUGCAACAAUUGUGCAUGCGAGAGAAUUGCCUAUAACGUCGUUAAUAGAAGCCAUAAGAGAGAUGCUUCAAAGAUGGUUUUCAACAAGAAAAGAAGCAACAAUCAACCAAUUUGUUGAGGUGACAAAAUGGGCAAAUGAUGAAAUGGAGAUCAAACUUGAUGUGGCAUUUCGAAUGAAGGUAGAUGCAAUUGAUGCAAUGAAAUCUAGUGUCACAUAUGGUGAUCGAUUGUUUGUGGUCGACUUGGAACAACAUAUGUGCACAUGUAAUGAAUUUCAACUAGAGGGAAUUCCAUGUGCACAUGCUAUUGCAACAAUUGAAAGCAAGUACUUGGACAAGUACAAAUUUUGCUCAAAUUGGUAUAAAAAUUCUGUUUUGAAAGAGACAUAUGCAAGAUUAAUUAAUCCUCUUCCAGAUAAAGUUGAUUGGAGUGUCCCAGAUGAAAUUAUAGGAGAUAGCAUGAAAGCUCCAAAAUUCAAAUCUAAAGACUAUAAAGAUGCAAUGUUAUACAUAUUUGUUGCGUUGUGGACUUGUGGAUAA
Molecule: messenger RNA, 1527 nt
Organism: Humulus lupulus (European hop)
Lineage: Eukaryota; Viridiplantae; Streptophyta; Magnoliopsida; Rosales; Cannabaceae
Exons: 5
Coding region: 1-1527 (508 amino acids)
Molecular function (GO): zinc ion binding
Source: RefSeq, a predicted model, not a curated record